Molecule: messenger RNA, 212 nt
Organism: Coregonus sp. 'balchen'
Lineage: Eukaryota; Metazoa; Chordata; Actinopteri; Salmoniformes; Salmonidae
Source: the annotation of a GenBank genome assembly
AUGAUUGCAUGCAGGCUGGAGCUCUUUGAAGGACUUCACAUCAAGAACUGUGUUUGUUUUUUCAACAGAUGGCCAAUGUACAACCAGAACAAGCAGACACCUACAAAUGCUUUGCAGCUAAUGAGUUUGGAAGAGCAGUGGUCACAGUGGUCCUCAAUGUUAUUGAAGGUAAGAGGCCAGAUGAAAAUGUUUGCUAUGGAAAAGAGGGGUAG